Zophobas morio is the source of this 2198-nucleotide messenger RNA. RefSeq names its product probable peptidoglycan muropeptide transporter SLC46. Gene Ontology annotation, molecular function: transmembrane transporter activity. Gene Ontology annotation, biological process: transmembrane transport. The transcript has 8 exons. NCBI's taxonomy places the organism in Eukaryota, Metazoa, Arthropoda, Insecta, Coleoptera, Tenebrionidae. The record is from RefSeq and is a predicted model, not a curated record. Bases 655 to 2076 code for a protein of 473 amino acids. Gene Ontology annotation, cellular component: membrane.
UAAGCGACCUUGAAUUGGUGAUAAUAGUGUUAAACGGUGGCUCAUAAUUGCACUGUUUUCACGAAAUGAAUAACAAAUGAUAAUAAAAAAGUCGAACAAACUUUCGCAAACAAAGCAGCUUAAUUCUGUAUAACGAUGGUUUAAACUUGAAUUCUAGUAAACCAAAUUGUCUGAAAUUUGUCACAUGCUUGAUGGAUUUGGUACGUAGUAUGGAUAAUUAUAGCAACUUGAUGCCAAUGACAAGUGUCCCUUCUUUGUUAUUCUAUGGACAGCUUUAUUAAGAUUAAAAUUGCUUCUCUUUACAUGUCUAUUACGUAAUUAUAAUUUCGUUGGCUUCCCCCCAUUCCUGUUUGGUUCAAGCUUCAAGGAUAGUACUGAAUAGUGGUACCAUUGGUGCGACUUUCGACUGAUUGCCACGGGUUUGGUCCAGUUGUAAAAUCAGUCAAUUAAUCAGUACUUAAAGCUUGACAAAGUCCAGAUACAUAAUAAUUAUAAUUAUCUCAACAAUCAACCAACUAUUAAUUGCAAGGUGAAGGCAUGAUGUUAGCUUUGUUUUAUAGACCUUGGGAAUAACCACGAUUGGAUCUUGGUUGUUCCAGUUGUUGGAGUUAAGCGUAACUGUGAUGUGGUUAUUCCAAGAAGACUUAAGUCAAUAUGCCUCGUCACACGUUUCGCAGCCUGAUCAUCAACGUAGAAGUCCCACUUUUCUGUUGGUUCUUCGCCUUCAUGUUUUCCGACCCAAUCAAAUCCAACUUAAUCAUCUUCCGAACGUGCUACCUCACCCUGGGUUACAGUAAAGCCGAAUGUGCAUUACUGGGAAGCCAAAAUCCUGAUGACCAAACCGCCAAUUUAGAAAAAGUUGUACAACCCUUUGCAGCGGUCACCGGCAUGAUGAACACAGUAGUCGAAGGCUUUUGUUCGUCAAUCGUGUGUUUGUUUGUGGGACCGUGGUCAGAUCGUUUUGGUCGGAAACCUAUCAUUGUAGCGCCUUUGAUAGGGUACUUUUUGUAUUUCGUACUCACGACGAUAUUUUCUCUUGUUGAAACGGCAUCGCCUUGGUACUCUGUGAUUUGUACCCUACCUGUUGGUCUCAGUGGAGGCAUACCGUCAUUACUUGCAGCUAUACUGUGCCACGUCACUGAUUCCACAAGCCAGGAGAAUAGAGGAAUGAAGAUGGGCGUUAUAGAGUGUACCAUAUUUUUAGGAAUUGUUCUAGGAACAGUGUCAAGUUCUUAUAUUUUUACAUUCACGAGUUAUGAAGUUGUUUUUUCUCUAGGAGCAAUCUGUUGUUUAGUUGGUUUCAUUUUUACCAUCUAUUGUAUCCCAGAAUCUAUAGCAAAUCAAGAAUCUGAAGGUAAAAUCAAAGAGCUGUUCCGUGUGUCCAACAUCAACGAAAUGGUGACCACUACGUUCAAAAAAAGGGACAACUACGUGCGAUUCACCGUUCUGUGUUGCAUCCUAAUGACUACACUCUCAACCAUAACCGUGACUGGAGGCGGUUCAGUCAUGUUUCUCUUCCUGAGAGAACAGUUCCACUGGUCCUUACAGAACUACACCUUGUUUGCUGCAGCUGGAAGUGUAUGUCAGAUUUUAGGCACCAUAAGUGCCGUGUAUGUUCUACACAAAGUGCUAAAAAUUCCCGAAACUGUGUUAAUACUAGUCGCUUUGUUGUCAUCACUGAAUGGUGCUUUGAUGAUGGGUUUGGCGCACAGUUACUGGACUGUGUACUUUGUCCCUCUUGCCAAAUUAUUGGACGGUAUUUUUGGACCGAUGGUGCGUUCGCUGGUUUCUAAAGUACUACCGAACGAAGAAAUCGGAAAAGUGUUUGCGUCACUCACGGCCUGUCAGUUCUUUCUUGGAAUAGUAGGUUCUCCGCUUUACACGCUUAUUUAUAACGACACGAUUAGUACGAGUCCCGGGUUUUUCAAUUUUGUGACGGCUGGGAUUUAUAUUUUUGAAAUAUGUGUUGUGAUUGGUGUCAUUGUCGUAAGGACUGUGGCGACUAAAAGUCCUUUCGAGGUUUUAAUUAACGAGAGUGUGGAAGAUGUACAUCUUGACGAUGAAGUGGAUUGUUGAAGUGGGAAAUGCUGAGCAAUAACGUUCUGUGCACGAAUUUCUUUUUUUUUGUAUAAAAUUGAUUUUUUUUAAGACUGUCUUUCAUUACGUGUAUUUUUAUGAAUAAUAAUAUGUUACGUAAU